Nothoprocta perdicaria is the source of this 2443-nucleotide messenger RNA. It is a transcript of the gene SYTL3, whose product is annotated as synaptotagmin like 3. Gene Ontology annotation, biological process: exocytosis; intracellular protein transport. Gene Ontology annotation, molecular function: small GTPase binding; neurexin family protein binding. Gene Ontology annotation, cellular component: exocytic vesicle; plasma membrane. The transcript is spliced from 16 exons. Lineage: Eukaryota; Metazoa; Chordata; Aves; Tinamiformes; Tinamidae. Bases 515 to 2380 code for a protein of 621 amino acids. The record is from RefSeq and is a predicted model, not a curated record.
GCCCGGUAGAGUCAGGAAAAAGAAAGGAGAUUGACCUGCAACACAGCCCGUCUUCUCUUCCAGAUUUUGAAAACUUGUCAUUCUAACUCUGCAAGACUAAGUAACGGAAGCUGUUGUUCCCCCCGGGCCUUCAGGCCAUCUCUUGGUGUGCUCUGCCCCAGCCAGGUGACAUUGGAGCCCUAUCUGGGCCUGCAGGCUCUCAUCCCUUCCAGAGCUGCUCUCAGCAYCAGGAAAGAACAAGAAAUUCUUUCAUGUGAAAGAGAGCAGGCCUUGCUCACUGCGCCUGCUCCCUGCUUGCAGCGUUUGUGCAGGCUCCUGGGGUCGGGCGCCGCUCUUUUUCUCCCCGUGGGUAUGACACAGCGAAGUCCACCACCAGUGAAGUAAGGKCAGGGGCACUUAACAAACACUCAGGUCCCCUGAGAGCGACAUUAUUCUCUGCCAAGCAGUUUUCUUCAUUUUGGAUGUAGUUGGAUGGUAAUUCCGAAGUCUCCGAAUUCAGUGAAGUCUGGAAAAAAUGACCUCUGAUUUGAAUCUAAACUUCCUUAAGGAACUGGAGCGAGAGGCUGUUCUGGAGGUCCUGUACCGUGACCAAGCAAUGAGGAAAAUAGAGGAGGAAAGAGUAAGGAAGCUGAAGAUGCAGCUGCAGCAGCUUCGUUGGAAAGGGACGAGAAGCGUGAGCCACGAGUACCAGGAAAGAUCUUGUGCUCGCUGUCAUCGACCCCUGGGGCUGCUGCUGAACAGAGGUGCUGUAUGCAAUGGGUGCAGUCAUCGAGUGUGCUCCGAGUGCCGGGUGUGCCUGAACCCCUGCCUGUGGAAAUGCACCGCCUGCUACGCUCACGGAGAUGUGAAAAUAAAGGCUGGUGAAUGGUUCUUUGAGGAACGAGCAAAGAAAUAUCCCAAUGAAGGUAGACAUGAAACAGUUGGUGCAAAGCUCUUGAAAUCUUAUCAGAAACUGAGUAACAUUUCUGUUGUUCCUCCAACUCCACCUCCUUUCACCGAAUCCACAGCAGGGAGCACCGUGACGGAACUCUGUCAGACUAAGAGUUUUAAUAAGUCUGUGGAAAACUUGUUUUUGUCUCUUACAACACAUAUGAAAAAAAUCUCUAAGUCCCAGAACGAUAUGGCUGACAGAAGCCACCUGACCACAGACUAUGGGCAGCACGUGGAAAAGAGGAAGGAAAGAAGGAGCCAGUCUGACACUGCCAUCAACAUUACAAGCAGGCUGAAAAGCACCCCCAGCCUUCAGCACCUCCUCACUGGGGCCCAGAGGGACAGUGAAAUCUUUACUGGAAGGAGCUGCAAACAGGAAGAAGACAUAAUAGCCAGCCCUACAAGUGACACAGUUUUCUGUGAGGACAGAAGACAUGGGAGUUUGUGCAGUCUUAACAGCACUUGCACUGAGUAUGGCAAUUUUGGCAAAGCUAAUGUCACAGGAGAAAUAGAGUUUGCCAUAAGAUACAUCUUCAAAGCCUGCGUUUUAGAAAUCAGCAUCAGAGGAUGCAAGAAUCUGGCCUAUGGAGAGGAGAAGAAGAAAAAGUGUAAUCCGUACGUUAAGGUGUAUUUGCUUCCUGAUAAAUCUCCUCGGAGUAAGCGGAAGACGGCUGUCAAAAAGAGCACAGUGGAUCCAGAAUUUCAUGAGACCCUGAAGUACAAGGUUGAAUACCCGCAGCUGGGAAGUCGGCAGCUUCAGGUCUCCGUGUGGCACGCGGGAGCACUCAAGACCAGGGUGUUUCUGGGGGAAGUGGUCGUCCCGCUGGCAGCGUGGAAUUUCGAGGAUCGCUCAGCAGAGUCCUUCAGCUGGUACCCGCUCAAAGCCAAGCUUGAAACGCCUGAAGAUAAUCUUGGCCAGCACAGCAGCAAACUCCUGGUGUCUGCAAGACUGUCCGUACCAGCCCAGGAUAAGAAUUUCCAGCUUGAAAAGCAGAUGAGAGAAGGAAGAAAAGACCAGGGGGCUCCCAGCUGCCAGCUUCAAGUUUUAAUCUGUGAGACCAAGAACCUGCUGGUGCCGAGAUCUGCCGGCACGUUGAACCCUUUCGUUAAAGGCUGUCUUAUCCUGCCGGACCAAACAGAGAUGAAGCAAAGGUCUCCCGUCCUGAAGAAAGAAGUCUGUCCUCGAUGGAAACACUUGUUUGUCUUUGGUGAUGUCAGCCCUGCUCGGCUGCAGCAGUCCUGUCUUCACCUGACUGUGUGGGACCAGGCGUCUUUGGGCGCAAGUGAUCGGUUCCUAGGGGGAGCCGCUCUUGGGGCAAAAGAAUCAUUUGGCCUUAGAGACCCUGGUUCUGAGGCCCUGCUUCAGUGGCAGAAAGUGCUCAGCAGCCCGAACACGUGGACCGACCUUUCACUUGUCCUGCAUCCAAACAAGGAGCGCUUCAAAUCAUAAGUGAGAUUACAGCACAACAACUUUUCCUUCCCUCCGUGUAUUAGAAUAUGAAUUCAAGUGGCA